This is a messenger RNA of Acyrthosiphon pisum (pea aphid), 804 nucleotides long. RefSeq lists its product as uncharacterized. NCBI's taxonomy places the organism in Eukaryota, Metazoa, Arthropoda, Insecta, Hemiptera, Aphididae. The transcript is spliced from 4 exons. The coding region runs from base 1 to 582 and encodes 193 amino acids. The record is from RefSeq and is a predicted model, not a curated record.
AUGUUAAUCAAAACGUUCGGACUUAUUUUAUUUUUCUCAUCGUCUCAAUUCGAAAAACUUUUUAGGCCAAACUUGCCAAUGGGUGAAUAUCACCUGAAGUUUGAUAAAGUAUAUCCGUGUGAAACAACAAAAGACCAUCCAAUUAAAUUGAAUUGGUAUUUUAGUAAAAAGACAUCAAGUAUAACGGAGUUAAAAGGCAAUACAACACUUUUGAUACCUUUCGAUGAUACGCUUACGCUUGAUGCUAACCUUGCAUCUUGGGGCUCAACUGGCGGAUGGGUGCCAAAUACAUAUAUUCUCAAUACAAAAAAGGCAUGCAGUACUCUGAAACGUCUCAUUGGAAAUGCAUGGAUUAUCUUUUUAGAGGGUUUCAACAUUCCAACUAAUAAAUGUUCAUGGCCAGUGGGCACAUAUAUUACGUCAGGGAUCGAUAAGAAGAAACUUGAAGAUAUGAACUUUCCCAAAAUAUAUUUUUAUGGAAAAUAUAAAGUUGUUGUUCGCAUUAAAAAUUUGAAAAAUGAAGUAGUUGGCUGCACUGUUAUUGAGGUUAAUUAUAUGCGACCUUGGGAAACACCAAUUUGAUUACACUAUAUGAAAUAAUAAUAUAAUAUGUUAUUAAUUUGUUAUUAAGACAAUGUAAUAAAUAUUUUUAACAGUCCUCACAUUAACUGCUUUAAUUCGCAUUCUAAUUAGGUUGAGGGCAAUACCCUUUUGGCCCAUAAAUUGCACAUUUGACUAUUUAACAACUUAUGACAAAUUCUAUAUAUAAUAUACGUGAUAUAUGAUGAUAAUUAUUGUAGAUGA